Purpureocillium takamizusanense is the source of this 2108-nucleotide messenger RNA. It is a transcript of the gene SEC9, whose product is annotated as Protein transport protein S9 plasma membrane t-SNARE. Gene Ontology annotation, biological process: exocytosis; vesicle fusion. Lineage: Eukaryota; Fungi; Ascomycota; Sordariomycetes; Hypocreales; Ophiocordycipitaceae. Gene Ontology annotation, cellular component: SNARE complex; plasma membrane. The coding region runs from base 218 to 1519 and encodes 433 amino acids. Gene Ontology annotation, molecular function: syntaxin binding; SNAP receptor activity. The record is from RefSeq and is a predicted model, not a curated record. The transcript has 2 exons.
UUCUCAAUCAACUCAAGGUGACGCUCUCCCGCUUGUCUGGUUGCCUUUCCUUUGAACCUCCACACACCACGCCUCUGGUAACUCGGUCGCUCCGACGUUGGCAGUCGACGUUCAAUCUUCCUCCCUUCUUCUCCUCCUUCUGCGUCGCGCAUUCCAGCCGCUUUUUGCGCCUGCAAUACCGCUACGAUUAAUCUAUUGCAUUCCGCUCCACGACGCCAUGAAGAAGUUCGGCUUCGGCAAGAAGGGCAACAGCGGUGACGAAGGUGACGACUCCAACCGCUCUGCCCUCUUCGGCCGCAAGAAAUCAUCUCCAGCACCGCAAUCCGACAACCCCUAUGCCCAGCAAGGCCCCGCAAGCGAUCCCUAUGCCGAUACCGCCAAGUACGCCAACGUAACCCCCUACCAGCAGGCCCGCCAAGGCAUCAGUGGUGGCCCCCGACCUGGCGGCACUCUAGCUGGCCCCCAGUCAUAUGGCGAUGCGCCCCGUGACCCGGACAACUACGGUUCUGCGCCGCAGCCGUCGGGUUAUGGCGCCAACCGCUACGGCUCGGGCGGGGGUUACGGCUCAGAUCGCUACGGAGGCAGCAGCAACGCCGCUCCGACCCCCGGUGCUAGAGGCCCCGGUGGCUACGGUGGUUUCGGGCGGGCCAACGACAACGCGCCCGACGAAAACCGCGAUGCGCUCUUUUCCGGUGCGCAGGAACGCCUCGCCAACAGAGCGGAGCAGCCUCCAGCCGCAUCUGCAACUUCCCCGUCCGGCGCGUAUGGGCAAUCCGGGACCGCUGGGGGUUCGUAUGGCGGAUAUGGCGAGCAGCGAGAGCUGACGGCAGAGGAGCAAGAGGAAGCAGAGUAUCAAGCCAUCCUGACGGAGAAACGACAGGUCCAGCAAGAGAGCGCGUCGUCGGUAUCACGCUCGGUACAAAUGGCCAGACAGGCCAACGAAGUCGGGCAGGCGACGCUUGCCCGGCUCGGUGCUCAAGGCGAGCGACUCCACAACACGGAGAAGAACCUCGAUCUGGCCGCGAAUCAAAACAAGAUUGCCCAGGACAGGGCCGCGGAGCUCAAGACCCUGAACCGAAGCAUGUUUGCCGUCCAUGUCGGCAACCCCUUCACCUCCAAGCAGCGCCAGCAAAAGGCGGAUGACGAGGUCUUGAACCGCCAUCGUACAGAGCGAGAUCAGCGAGAGUCGACGCGUCGUGACGGUUACACCGCCAACCAACGCAUGGAGUCUACGUUCCGCGACAUCAACGCUGCGGGUCGCCCGCGGCAGCAACCUCGUAAGAAAGACUAUGGCAAGUUCAACAUGGACGAUGAGGAGGGGGCCGACGAACUCGAGGAUCAAAUCGAUGACGGCAUCACUGAGCUCGAGGGCCAGGUGUCGAUGAUGAACAUGGUGGGCCGUGCCAUUGGCAAGGAAGUCGAUUCGCAGAACAAGCAGAUCGACAGGAUCAUGACCAAGAGCGACGCGGUAGACGAUGCCACCCGCAUGAACAGGGAGCGUUUGGCUCGUAUCCGGUAGUCUCCGCUGGAACCGGCGCAGGCGCAGGAACCUUGGGCGGGCGUUUUUCUUUGAAUAUGCGGCAUGUUGCAUUGCGAGUAACAUAGAUCUCGCUCCCGUAGGAGUGUUGGUCACAGUGGCAUCCGCCGUUUUUCGGCGCGCAGCCUCGAGGGCUUUGAAGAGAUGGAGUCGGCGUCGAUGCGCUGUUAUAGCCCCUCCAUGUCACCUACGCAUAGCAUGCAUAAUCGAUUCCAAUUGGUAAUAGACUCCAAAGCUGUGAGGGUGCUACUAUUUGCAGGCUCCACACUGGACCAGGACCUUGUCUUCAGAAUGCAUCUCAGGGUGACGAGUGUCUGGGGUCCAUUCCCCUGACUCAAGCUCUCCUAUCAAAGUAGCGAUCGUGUUACCUACAGGCUGUCUGGCACAGAGAUGCCUUGCUCGACAACGACGACUCUCAGAGAGUGCCGAGCGUUGAGUGUUCUCACAUGCCGGGGGCUGUCUGCAAGAUGGCAAAGUAGCGGUAUAACCAAGCCGGAUAUGGGCUUUUAGGGACUUUGAUGCAAUUCCAAAAGCAAUCUCACCUGCGAAAGGCGAGAUUCUGGCUUACGCG